Molecule: messenger RNA, 361 nt
Organism: Entrophospora sp. SA101
Lineage: Eukaryota; Fungi; Glomeromycota; Glomeromycetes; Entrophosporales; Entrophosporaceae
Source: the annotation of a GenBank genome assembly
AUGUCUUAUGACUUGAUUAUUAUUGGAGCCGGACCAGCUGGAUUAACUGCUGGAAUUUAUGCUAAAAGAGCCCUCUUGAAAUGCCUAAUUUUGGAAAAAUCUUUGUCAGGCGGGAAAUUAAAUAAAACAGCUGAUGUUGAUAAUUAUCCGGGCUUUACCUCGAUUAAAGGACCUGAAUUGGCUGAGGAAAUGACCAAACAUGCCAAUCAUUAUAAAAUUGAUUGGAAAAAAGAGGAAGAAGUGGUAAAAUUAGAGCAAAAAGAAAACAAAUUUAUUGUAAAGACAAACAAAAGCAGUACUUUUAUCAGCAAAACAAUCAUUAUUGCCUCAGGGGCAAUUGAAAAUGAAUUAAAGAUUAAAG